Messenger RNA from Macrosteles quadrilineatus (aster leafhopper), 2925 nucleotides. Its product is annotated as pyruvate dehydrogenase (acetyl-transferring) kinase, mitochondrial-like. Lineage: Eukaryota; Metazoa; Arthropoda; Insecta; Hemiptera; Cicadellidae. The record is from RefSeq and is a predicted model, not a curated record. Bases 141 to 1403 code for a protein of 420 amino acids. The transcript is spliced from 9 exons. Gene Ontology annotation, cellular component: mitochondrion. Gene Ontology annotation, molecular function: pyruvate dehydrogenase (acetyl-transferring) kinase activity. Gene Ontology annotation, biological process: regulation of glucose metabolic process; protein phosphorylation.
UCUUCCUUUCUUUAGGCUUAGUAGACGGCGAGACGCUUUUUCUGUUUAUUUAGUUUCGUUCACUCGUUCAGUACAGUUGUGUGUUUUGUGAUACGGCAGGGUUUUUACUGUGUAUUGUGUAUGUUAAAUUAAUUUUCAAAAUGAGGCUCUUCUCUCGUCUUUUAAGUAAAUUUGUUGAUAACAAGAUGAACAAAAUGGUUGAUUUCUACGCGCAAUUCAAUCCAUCGCCCCUCUCGAUCAAACAGUUCAUAGAUUUCGGACUUAGCGCAUGUGAGAAAAAAUCCUUCACCUUCCUAAGGAAGGAGUUGCCUGUGAGACUAGCCAAUAUUAUGAAGGAGAUCCGCCUUCUCCCAGAGAAUCUGCUGCGCAUGCCAUCCGUUGUUAUGGUCAACGAAUGGUACAUCCGUUCUUUUGAGGAGAUUGUUGAAUUUGAAAAGGCUGAUUUCAGCAGCGACAAUUUUGAUAAGUUCUGCAAAGCACUGAUCAGAAUCCGCAACCGCCACUCCGAUGUCGUUCAAACAAUGGCUCAGGGAGUGCUCGAAUUGAAAGAGUCCCAUGAUGUGGAUACCCAGACUGAGAACAGCAUCCAGUACUUCUUAGAUCGGUUUUACAUGUCAAGAAUUAGCAUCCGCAUGCUUAUCAAUCAGCACACCCUCUUGUUUGGAGGAGAACUAACCCAUGAUCCAAACCAUCGUCACAUCGGGUGCAUUGAUCCUCAAUGCGACUUGGUUGCUGUAGUAAGAGACGCAUAUGAAAAUGCUCGCUUCUUAUGUGAUCAGUACUACUUGUCCUCCCCAGAGCUCCAGAUCAAAGAAGUGAACGAUCGUGAGGAUGGAGUUCCUAUCAGAAUUGUGUACGUGCCAUCGCAUCUGUACCAUAUGCUCUUUGAGCUGUUCAAGAACGCAAUGCGAGCUGUAGUUGAACACUACAACAAGAAAGACGAUGAUAACUACCCAGCAAUCCAAGUUACCAUUGUCCAUGGCAAGGAAGACGUGUGUGUCAAGAUGUCCGACCGUGGUGGUGGAAUCCCCCGUAGCCUCACUGAUCAGCUGUUUCACUAUAUGUACAGCACUGCGCCGCAGCCCUCCAAAUCUGACGCCCACACUGUUCCCCUUGCUGGUUAUGGGUACGGUCUCCCCAUAUCAAGACUGUAUGCUCGCUACUUCCACGGAGAGUUAAGCCUCCUCUCAUGUGACGGCUACGGCACAGAUGCCAUCGUGUACAUGAAGGCUUUGUCAAACGAAGCCAACGAGCUGUUACCUAUUUUCAACAAAACGUCGACCAGGUUUUAUCGCACUACCACACCCACAGGAGAUUGGAGUAACCAGUCUUCCAACAUGAAUGUGCGACACUUCUUCACUGGCACUAAUGCCAAAGUAAAGCAAAUAUACCGAUCCAUUUAGAAUAGAUCGGCGCCCUAAGGUUUAUUUCAUAAGACUGAGCUAACUCCAUUGCAGGGUUGCUGAAUCAUCAUUAGAGACGACUUUCUCUUGUUUUGUUAUUUAUUGGCAUUGAACAUUAGCCAAAUAGUUUUAAUAACCAACAUUAAGCACAAUGUGUUUAAGUUGAAGUCAAAGUUUUUAGUUUCUCAAAGUUUUUUAUGUUUUGUUUUGUAGUACAUUUGCAAUGUUAAAACACCAUUUUAGUAGUUAAGUAUGUUAUUAGUUAUGAGUUACAACGUGAAUGAUGCUUGUUAUUCGUUUGCAUCUAUUUAUUGCAAUAAACUUGACCGUGAGGUAUUUUUGUAUUGUACUGUAGUUGGAUGGGUUUUUAAACACGCUCUGUUUCCGUACCUGUUAAAUUAUGUUUUGGUAAAGCUAUGAUUUAUUUAUGUGUUAUUUUUUCCAAAAUUGAACUGAAAAUCUUUGAUCAAAGUGCUGGGCUUGUCUCAACCAGAUUGUAUAUAGUGAAUUGAGUUACCAUGGACUCUGCAACCCAGAGUAACUGUAGAACGGGAACAAUGUGAUUUAAUAAGACUGUUUAGUUUGAAGUGAAAUAUUUGAUAAAGUUAUAUCCUGCGAGUCUGUAGAAAGAAAUCAAUUAAAAUUCCAUGUGCAUAUCACUUGAUGAAAGCAGCCUUCGAAAUCUCUCAAGCAUUCCCAUUAAGUUCUUAACUUUUUCACCCCAUUAUCUGAUAAACUUGCAAUAACUAGGUAUUUUCUGUUUGGUAAUGUGUUGAUUUCAAAUCACUUUUAUCAUCCCAGUGCACACUUCAUUAAUUUGAAGGCCACUUUCUUGUCAUACUGUGGCCACUAGCAAUGUUUAAUAGUUCCUCAUUUUUGGUGGCAAUAACUCCAAGUUUGUUGUGAGUGAAAGCAAUAUCUGUUUUAGAUUCAGAUUUAAGUUUUAUAUAAUUACCCUAUGUCCAUCUAGCGGUACAAAAUUUCAUGAAAUAUUUUUACCCAUUUACUUUUUGCAGACUCUUUACUACAAUGUAAUUUGAUGCUUUAAUAGGGUAUGAGUAACUGACUCAAUGUAAUGCCUAAGUUAAUAAUAUUUAUACAAAUAUUCCUAUUUAGUUAUUUAUGUUUAGGAACAAAAAUGUGAUUUACAUUCAAUUUUAAUUCAGUUUAAUUUUCAUCCUACUUCUUGUUUUUAACAGUGUGUAUUCAACACUGACAAUGAGUUGUAUCCACUUUCAAAGGAGAUUAAAAAAUUGCUUAUGAGUCAUUUGCUAAAAGAACAUAACAUAUAACUAAUUUAAUUUUGUAUAUUUGCGUCCUUAGUAAAAUAGUCAAAACAAAGCAAUUUAGUUAGUUGAGGUUUCUUUAUUGUUAACUGUUCAUGUUUUCUUAUGAUAAAGUUUAAUAAUUGCGUUUUGUAGAACAUGUUGUUAGUUUUCUAUGGAUAACGAAAUACAUACGACAAGUUAUGUAAUGGGUAUUACAUUUUAUAAAGAUAGUGUCAAUAAAGUUCUUACUUAAA